Messenger RNA from Clarias gariepinus (North African catfish), 7923 nucleotides. It is a transcript of the gene myorg, whose product is annotated as myogenesis regulating glycosidase (putative). Gene Ontology annotation, molecular function: hydrolase activity, hydrolyzing O-glycosyl compounds. The transcript is spliced from 3 exons. The record is from RefSeq and is a predicted model, not a curated record. The coding region runs from base 321 to 2378 and encodes 685 amino acids. Gene Ontology annotation, biological process: skeletal muscle fiber development; carbohydrate metabolic process. Lineage: Eukaryota; Metazoa; Chordata; Actinopteri; Siluriformes; Clariidae.
CACACUCUCCUCAUUAUUUCCCCCUUUCAAUCUCUCUCUGUCUCUGUCUCUGUGUGUCUGUACAGCGGUUGACGUUGAGGAAGUUCUGCUUAUGAAGUUUGCCUGCACUCGUGUCGAUUUGUAAAAAGGAUCAUGACAGAAGCAAAGAAGAAUCCUGAGCAAAGAAAACACUGCUCAAGAUCAUAUACCUUGAGCAAAUUCUAACCUAUCUUUGUUCUUUAAAUGUAAUGAUGCACAACCAUGUUAGUAUAGUCUCCAAAGGAGAAUUUAUAGUCAUCAGUUAAAGGAGUCAUCAGGAGUGUGAAAAGAGAAGAAACACAAUGUACCAAGUGGUACCUGGAGGUGCUGGGGGCACGAUCACAGAAGGGGUGACCCUUAAAAAAAUAAAUAAGGAGAGUCGUCCACUAGUAGGUGCUGGAGUACUGGGUCUGGUCUUGGUAAUUGCCGCUGUAACAGCGUGGUGUUACUAUAUUGCCUCACUCCGCAAAGCUGAUCUCUUAAAGACAGAGUUAUUGGAUCUUAACAAGGAUGGCUUUCUCAUCCGCAAUCAAGCCGGUGGGAUUGUAUUCAGGAUGGCUUUCAGAUCUGGAACCCUCGAUUUGGACUCAUGUUCUAAGGAGGGUGUGAUAUUGCGGUGCUCACGCUCCUAUGCUGGCAAAGUAAAUUUCUUCAUAAUGACCGUGAAGCCCAAGGAAACUGUAAUGUGCUACCGUGUGCGGUGGGAGGAGCUGGAAUCGGACCGACCUGUAAUGCAUUCCAUGUCUUACAAUGACUCUCACUGGUACGGUGGUUCUGAAUCUGCUGUCCAACACUGGCCUAUUGUAAUCUCUGGUCAACAAGCUCCCAAGCCAUUUGUCACCAGCGACCUUUAUUCAAACCGAAAUGACUUUGGUGGCAUUUUGGAGCGCUACUGGCUCUCGUCCAAUGCCACUGCCAUCAAGAUCAACGAUUCGGUGCCCUUUCACUUGGGCUGGAACGACACAGAGAAGUCAUUAUACUUUCAGGCAAGAUACCAGGACAGUCCAUAUAAACCCCUCCGUGGGAUACCACCAUAUGCCGAGCUUAGCUACCGUGUGUGCGUUGGCCCUGAUGUGACCUCCAUCCACAAAGUCAUGGUCCGCACAUAUUUCCCCAAACCCAACAAGGUACCCUUGGAAGCAAUGUUCCGAUAUCCUACAUGGUCUACCUGGGCUUUGCACAAAACUGAUGUUAAUCAGGAGAGACUUUUGAAUUAUGCUGAAAACAUACGGAAAUAUGGCUUUAACUGUAGUCAAAUAGAAUUGGACGACCGGUACACCAGCAGGUAUGGCGAGUUUGAGUUUGAUUCUGUAAAGUUCCCCAACGUGUCUGGGAUGUUUCAAAAGUUAAAGGAUGAUGGUUUUAAGUUGUCAUUAUGGACACAUCCCUUUGUGAACUAUGAAUCACCCAACUUUGGCCUGUGUGUCCAAAAAGGUCUUUUUGUGAUGGAGCCUACUGGAAAACUUCCUGGGUUGGUGCAAUGGUGGAAUGGCAUUGGUGGCAUCCUGGAUUUUACAAACCCAGAUGCUCGCAACUGGUUCACUUCACAUCUGCGAACCCUACGUUCUAAAUAUGGUGUGUCAUCAUUCAAGCUGGAUGCUGGUGAAACAAAUUUCUUGCCCUGGCACUUUCAGACAAAGGUCCAUCUUCCGGAUCCUAGCACGUUCACACGCCGGUACACAGAAAUGGCCUUGCCAUUCAAUGAACGAGCAGAACUGCGAUCAGGCUAUGGCUCUCAGAACAUCUCUUGUUUCUUCCGCCUCAGCGAUCGUGAUUCAGUUUGGGGGUAUGAUCUGGGUCUUAAGUCCAUCAUACCUACUGUCCUCACCAUCAGCAUCCUUGGCUACCAGUUCAUUCUGCCUGACAUGAUUGGGGGCAACGCAUACACCAACCGAACAUACGGAAACGGGAACCUCCCUGACCGUGAGCUUUACAUUCGCUGGCUGGAGCUUUCUGCCUUCAUGCCAGCUAUGCAGUUCUCCAUCCCACCAUGGGAGUAUGACGAUGAGGUAGUAUCCAUCGCCCGACGCUUCACAGCACUGCAUGAGACUUUGGUGGCCCCCAGAGUUUUGGAGCUUGCAGGGGAGGUACUUAAUACUGGAGACCCCAUCAUUCGUCCAUUGUGGUGGAUAGCCACUACUGAUGAGACGGCCUACAGAGUGGAUUCGCAGUUUCUCAUAGGAGAUGACCUGAUGGUGGCACCAGUGCUGGAGCCUGGAAAGCAGGAACGUGAUAUCUACCUCCCGGCUGGCCACUGGAGGAGCUACAAGGGCGAGCGCUAUGAUAAUAAAGAACCUAUGCAUCUCACAGAUUACGCUGUGGAUCUUGAUGAGAUUGCAUAUUUUCUGUGGGUUCAGUGAUGCUAAUGCAAUUGUCACAUAUUUCUUUUUGUCUUUUAAAGGGAUAAGCAUUAUAUGCAUUGCAAAAUUGCAUAUUUUGGACUGUUGUUUGUCAUACCCGCUUAUGGUUUUUAACCGUUUUAUCCCGGUCAGGGUUUGCAGUUCAUCUGGAGUAUAGCAUGUUUUUAGGAGUUGGAAGAAAAACAAAUAUUUUUAGGUGCAACCUAUGGGAAGAACAUGUGCACAGUAAGAAACCUGUGCUCAGGGUUGGACCGCUGCACCAUCAUGUCACCUUAUACCACCCACUCGUGCCUUUUUAAAUGUACGUAUAACAUGCAAGCUUAAAUGAUAAUCUGCUAGUUUGCGCACACUUGGAAUGGUGUACUUGCGAUGCUCUUUUAUGAUAAGUCUGGCUUUAUAGCAAUAAUUAAUUACAAAUUAUUAUACAAGCUUAUUUUGGUUUACAGUGGGUAAAUAAUUAAUUGAUCCACUGCCUAUUUUUUACGUUUGUCGACUAAGAAAUGAAGGGUCUGUAAUUUUUAUCAUAGAUUUAUUGUAAAGAAUAGAGACUGAAUAUCAAUCAAAAAUUCUGAAAAAGUACAUGAUAUAAAUGUUAUAAAGUGAUUUGCAUUUCAAUCAGGAAAAGAGGUAUUUGGUCCCCAAGCAAAACAUGACUUUAGUACUUGGUAGAAAAACCCUUGCUGCCAAGCACAGAGGUAAGAUGUUUCUGUGUAGUUAGUUGCCAGGUUUGCACAGUUCUCAGGAGGGAGUUUAGUCCACUUUUCUUUACAGAUCUUCUCUAAUUCCUUGCCUGUCACUUGGUAACUUGAAGUUUCAGCUACCUCCAUAAAUUUUCUAUAGAAUUAAGGUCUGGAGACUGGUUUGGCUACUCCAUGUUUUUCGUCAUUGUCAUGCUAGAACCCCCAUCCACGACCCAUCUUCAGGAGGUUCUCAUCCACAAUUUUACAAUACAUGACCCCGUGUAUUGGCCCCUCAAGUCAGCCUGUACCUUAAGCAGAGACACCGCCCCAAGAGGUUCUUAGAAUCAUAGUCAGCAUUUUUCUUCCUUCAAACACAGCAAGUCAAGUUGAUGCUAUGGACCUUAAUUUUGGUCUCACCUAACUACAGCACUUUCUCCCAAUUAAUCUCUGUUUAAUGGCAAACCUUAGAACUGUACAUGUGCCUUAUUGAGGAGAGGAACCUCAAUUUUAAUCCAUGGCGGCAUAUUGUGUUACCAAUGGUUUAUUUGGUGACUGUGGUCAUAACUGCCUUGAGAUCAUUCACAAACUCACCCGUGUAGUUCUGGGCUGAUCCUUUACUUUUCUUAUGAUUAUUCUUACUCAUUGAGAAUCGUGCAUUUGCAAAUCAACAGUUGUCUCUUUCUUACCAAGCUUUGCUAAUGGUCUUGUAAUCAAUCAAAAUCUACAACUGAUGUCCUUUGACAGCUCUUUGGUCUCGGCCAUGUUGGUGAUGUUUGAAUGGAAGAUAGAGAUGCUAUAGACAGGUGGAUUUUAUACACGAGUUGUUGUUAGGAGCACCUUCUUAAAUUAAUCUGUGUACCUCAUGAGCACAUUUUCAAUCUGAAGGCAGCCAGAAUUAUUGUUUUUUGGUAUGGGGAUCAAAUACUCAUGUUUCUUACUAAAUUCAUAACAUUUAUAUAAUUUUUUCUUCUUGAUUGAUAUUCUGUUUCUAUCCUCUACAAUAAUGAUAAUUAUUGUAGACCCAUAAUUUCUUUGUAAGUGAGCAAACUAAUCUACAGGGGAUCAAGUAAUUAUUUUCCCCACUGUAUAUAGCUUACAUGAUAUACAUGUAAGUCUGAAUUGUAGUAGCUCAAACAAAAGGGAACGUUAUAAAUGUCUAAUCUGAAGGCAAAGUCAAAAUUUGGUCAAAACUGUACUAUCACAAAGGAACCUUGGAUUGUGAGCAACUUGGUCUGUGAGCAAAAAGAUGAGUUAAAUUUUGAAAUUAAUUUUAACUUAAUAGACGAGCAAGGUCUUGAUACAUGAGUAGUACGCAUGCGCUUUGUCUGCCGAGCAUCACGUGAUCACAACCAAGCCAAUGGUUCUUCUCUAUCGCACGCUAUGGGAUUAUGCAUAAUUGUCUCCCAUACUCCCAGUGCGUGUGCGUCACUCGUUUAGACAACAUCCGUGCGCGCAUGUACUGUUUAUUAUAACAUUGUGACCAUGUGUGUGCACGCGCAGUUAAAGCAAAAGCAAGUGUCUUUGAAAAGGUCCCUUGUUAAAGAUCCAGAGUGUCUCUUUCUCUGUCAGAAAGCAGUGAUUCUUUUAGUGUGCACACGAGCGAGUGUCGUUAGAAAGGUUCCUCGUUUAAGAAGUUUCCCGAUAGAGCAGUGUUUCUCUUAGUGUGUGUGUGUGUGUGUGUGUGUGUGUGUGUGUGUGUGUGUGUGUGUGUGAGAAAGUAGUGCUACACAGUAGCCCCCUCACUCCUCCUGUUCUCUCGCCUUCACACACAUAAACACACUAACGGAAACACUGCUCUGUCGGGAUACUUUUUAAAGGUAAAGUGCAGGUUAAUUUGUUUUAUAUUUACUUUAUAAUUUGUAUUUAGUAUUUUUAUAUUAAUAUUUUUGGGUUAUGGAACGAAUUAACAGAGUUUCUAUUAUUUCUUAUGGGGAAAAUUUGCUUUAAUAUACAAUUGUUUUGAUAUACAAGCAUGCUUCUGGAACGAAUUAUGCUUGCAACCCAGGGUUUGACUGUAUAUGCAGUUAUAUGCAUGUUGACAAGAUUACUAAACAGUUACAAUGCGUCUUGUAAGCACACACUAGCACCUUUAAACGUGAGAUUUUUUUUUUCAUAAUUCUAAAACUGUACACUACUGUAUGUCUGGUAAAACAAACAUUUUGUUGUUUAUUUAGUGUAGAUCCUAUAUUACCGUAGCUUAAAGGAAUAAUUAAACUUAAUAUAAAAAAUAUUAGAAGUAAUAAUAUUUGUCAACACAGAGACUAGGCAUAGCUUUUUACAGCAACUGUUUGGUACUCAGUGGAUUAAGAAAAUUAAACGAGUUAUCGGGCUGCACUAAAAGUAAAGGAAUCAUCUUUGAAAAUCCUGUAUUGCAGUUGCAAUGCAUGGUUUGUUGUCAUUUGUCAUUUGGAUUUGAUUGCAUCGUAAUGUCUUCUUAGCCAAUAAUCAAUAUUUAAGAAAAACAUCCUGGGGCAGAGCUGUUUUUUUUUUUUUUUUUUUUUUUACUUUAUUCACCCAGUGUCUGCACCUAGCUAGCAUUAUCUGGAGUGUUCGUUGGUGCUAGCGAUGUUUUACAGUAUUGGAGGAACGUCCUGUAAUAGCUCCUCUUGAUAUUUUGAGUUUGCUUUGAUUUUGCUAUUAUGAAAUGUCAUACAGUACUGUGCAAAAGUCUUAACGUUCCUCAUUUCUUCAUUAAAUUAAAUAAUAUAGAUUAAAUUCAAGAAACGGGAACAAAUGGUUUACCUCGACAGGCUGCUAAGUGCCCACAGACACAAUUGUAAAAAUGAUUGUUAAUGUAACAACCUCAGCAGCAACCUUAUUUCCCCUCAUUUCUCAUAUGUUCCAACCACUCAUCAUCAAGCAUCAUCAUUAUACUAAUCACUGGCCUGAUCAUCUGUCAACAUCUGCACCUGUUUCUCACUGGUGCAUGCCUUAGGUUAGAUGCUUAUUCAUGCUUGAAUGAUUCAAAAGUCACUGUGGGGCUUAACAAACAAAACAUUUCCCUGAAACUGGUCAGGUAUAUGAACUGGACCGAAAUUCAAAACUAAAAAGUCCUUCGGGAAGCUUGGAGAACUCUUCCUAAAGAGUAAAUAAAUGAACAAAAAUGCAAGAAAGUAUUUUUCUUGUUUUGAAACAGAAUAUGAAAGAAUGAGGGGUGGCUCAAGACUUUUGUACGGUACUUUUUUUUUUUUUUUCAGAGCACAACAAUGUACACUAAGCUUACUUAUACUUAAGUAGUAUAAUGUGAAAGAAAACAAGCACAAAUUUGAAUCGGUAUGCAUCUCUGAUUAAGAUGUGAAAACAAGCUGUCAUGACUUACGAAAAAUGUGAUUGUAUGUUUGUACGCUAUGUUUGUUCACUGCCUGGCCAAAAUGUCACACACAUUUUCACUACUUCACCUUUAGCUUUGAUUAUAGUACAUGUGGUAAUAUGAUUCCUUGUGCUUCCAGAACCACUUUUUCACAAUUGCAUACAUGUGAUAACCUGAGCCUGAACCCGAGCAACUGAAACAACCCCAGAUCAUAACACUGCCUUCAGAGGCUUGUAUAGUUAUAGGGGGCUGGGGUUCAGGGAGUUUUUUACAUAUCCUUCCCGUUUUCUACAUAAGGUUUGCAUGCAGUCUUGAACAGUUGAAGUUUUUGUAUAAUUUUUCAGUUAUAAGUGUAAGUGUUUUGCACUCAGUGCUUGCUCAAUUAAUCUUCAUCAGAUUGUUCUUUCACUGCAAGGCCCAUGUGCUCUUCCAUAAGUAGUGCCUGUCUUUUGCUAAUCCGAAAUUCCCCAGCUUAUUUUUAGCAUUUUUUUAGACAAUCAUGUCAUUAUAUAUACAAAAACAGAAACAAAACUUGAAGAGUGCUAUGGGACUGCUUCUAUGAACCACUAUAUAAUAGAGGAUGAGUUCUCAAAGUUUACCUAGAUUAGUGGAAUAAGUGAUACGUGCCAAAAUGUGUGUAUAUGUGUAGGGGUUUAUACUUGGAGUUUUUAGGUAAUCUUUGUACUGUAUAUAAAAAAAGGAUUAUUUCGCAUGGUGCAUGGUAUCAUUUCUGUAUAACGGAUGAGCUUAAUUUACAGUUUGGGAAAUCAGCAGUCUGUGUUGAUAAAUCAAUAUUAGGUUAUUUACGUGACACGGUACUUCAAAUUCGCAGUUUUUCACCAGAUGUGUGCGUCAUAGAUAAACAGAGAUUAUGCUUAUCAGACGGGUUCAGAAAUGGAUCCAGGGUCUCUGCAUUGCAAAACAAUGAAGCAGCGAAGCUCCAGUGAACCAAACACACUGUUUACACACUCUGUACCACGAUUAUCUUCUUAACAUCGACAUGACAUCUGGGUCCUAUUUACCUCCCGAAUCACUGAUUGUAAAAUGCUGAUGCGUUUAGUUAGUAGAACCGAAAUUGGUCUCUCUCUCUCUCUCUCUCUCUCUCUCUCUCGAUUAUUUUAAAAACACAGCAGUUAGCGCUUAUGCUUAUUUGAAAAAGUAUUUCAACAGAUGGAGAUCUUACUACAGGGCAACUUGCAUGUCUGGGUUUCAUUUCCCAGCUGUAGAAAGGGUUUAUCACCACUGGGAGGCAGUGUGUACCUUUUCUUGAUUACCCAGACAUAAAGAAGUCCUAAUGCUUUUUUUUCCCUUUGAUGUUAAUGUAGAAUGAUGAAUUCAUUUUAUAAGCUGUUUUUAAAACUUCUCUUCUUUUCCCAGCUAGAAUGGUGUGAACUUCACACAGCGUGAACAUAUUUUAAAGUGCAAGAGUUGAAAAUUGUUGUAUAUCACAUGGCACUAUAAUGUAAUUAUUUUAAAAUACUGGUGUUCCCAGGACUGAAUGCUUUUCUGUUAAGAACUCAUGCCACUGUGUGUCUUGCCUGGUAUACAAUAAACA